AGUUUCCCCGAAGUUCCACUGGUGCCAGAUCAUCGUACUCAGAGCCUCGUAAUUACGGUUUCUAAGCCAUAGAUAUUACCAAAAAGCACCAAUAAUUAACUACUUUACCGAUAUCUAUUUAUAAAGGCAGUUAUUGGGGUCGAGGAAGCAGUUUUUGGGUCGGAAAUCGGCAAAAAUAUGAGGCUGAAUACGGCAAUCUGGCAACGUUGAUGAAGGCGGCCAUCUUGUUCCUGCUUUGGGGGAACUUUUGUUGUGGCUUGCUCGCGUCAACAUUACAGCCAUAUAUGAUGUCUGACGACGUGGUGUGGCCCAGAAGUGUGGUUAAAACCCUGUGCAAGUUGGCAGAAGAGCACAGAUGCCUCUGGGACCGGAGAGAUGCUGCUUACCUCAAUCGGAAGCUUCGUAUGGGGCUCUUCAAUAAAAUAGCCAUGGAACUCAAGACUCAGUACCCAAUAAUGGUCGCUUUGACUGGAGAUAAAGUUCGUGUCAAAUUUAAGAAGCUAAAGUCGUACUUCAUCAGAGAGCACAGAAAGAUACAAUCAGCACCAAGUGACUUAGCAGGCAAGAUAUCUACCAGAUGGGAAUUUUACGACUGGCUUACAUUCCUGUCUGCAAAUGAUGAGGAACUCUUGUUGGAGACAAGCUGGUCGGGACCAACACACCAUAAGAACAUCAUGACCAAUAACCCGUGGUCGAGAAGCGUGAGAGUAUCCCUGUGUGAGAUUGUAGGGAGGCACAGAAGCCUUUGGGACUCGCACCACCCUGACUACCUCAUACCCAAGAUACGGAUGAAGGAGUACUCCAAUGUGGCCCGGGAACUGGAGGCUCGCCACCCAGGAAUGGGCAGCUUGACGGAAGACAAAGUUCGUUCAGAAUUCAACAAACACAAGUCGUACUUCAUCAGAGAGUACAAGAAGCUACAAGCAGCAGACUCAGGAGGCAAGCCGUCAAAAUGGGAGUUUUAUGACUGCCUCACAUUCCUGUCUGACCAUGCUGAGGAAACCUUGGCAAAGGAAAAGUGGUCAGGACUGUCAGAAACCAAGGCUACAGCAGCUGGCGGGGAUUCAAGGGACUCCAUUGCCUGGUCUUCAGAGGCAACGCUCUCUCUGUUGGAUAAAGUACAGGAAGAAGAAGCCAUCUGGGAUACUAGACACCCAUCUUACUACGAGAAGAACCUGAAGAGAGCCGUGUACGAGGAACUGUGCACCAAGAUGAAAGAGGAAUAUCCGUCCCUCAACAACCUCACAGCAGACGAUGUGGUUGCCAGAUUCGCACACCUGCGCAGCCAUUUCCAGAAGCAACUGCAGGAAAUAGAUGAGGCACCUCUUGGGUCAGCUGGGAGAUGCAUGACCCGCUGGGAGUACUUUGAGGCAUGUUCCUUCCUCCUCCCUGUGUACUGUCAUGAUAUGGGCGUGUCAAACUUCCAGCUGCCCUCAAGCCACACAGGGGACCAAGUUGUGUAUGUGGAUAUGCUGGAGGAUCCUCUUGACACUGGUGAGGCUCCUGAAGGUGUUGAUUCUCCACCCUCUCCAUCCUCCACCACCCCUGCACCCUCUCCACCACCUCCCACUUCUGAGGCUCCCGCAGCGCCUGGGGACAUGUCGAAGCCUGCUGUGUCGCCUUCCUCAGCCCCUCAGUGCUCAAAGAAGAGGGUAGUUGAGCAGGACACACCCCAGGGCCGGCAGGGGUCAUGUGUCCCUACCUUACCAAGACCUGCCACACGUACCAUGAGUUUAAAGAGACGCAGAGAGACAGACAGGAAGGAUUUGAUGCUGGAAUCAAUAUUAAAGACAGUGAAGCGUGUACACAGCUUGGCACAGUCGUUAGAGAGCAGAGAAGAGCCUACCAAACUUGAUCUAGCCUCACAGACCGUUCUAUCCAUCAUGCAAUACAUCCCAGACUCACAUCAGGACCUUAGGAAUAAAUUUAUCGGUAAGGUGAUGAGCUUGGCAGCAGAAACUGUGGCAGAGUACAACGGCAGGAUAAGUGAAGGAAGGAAGGAGUCAUGAGCCUGGAUGCCAUGUCUAGACGGGGUAGGAAGGAAGUAUUUUUUCGUGCAUUCUAUGUUUGCAUUAACCCAGUGGUAGCUGCGGGGACCAUGUUUCUUAAUGGUCCCUCUAAGCGAGAAAAAUGAGAAAAAAAUCAUCACUCACACAAACCAUUUCAUAAUAUAUAUCAAAGCAUU
Messenger RNA from Eriocheir sinensis (Chinese mitten crab), 2185 nucleotides. RefSeq lists its product as uncharacterized. Bases 210 to 2009 code for a protein of 599 amino acids. Gene Ontology annotation, cellular component: transcription regulator complex; nucleus. The record is from RefSeq and is a predicted model, not a curated record. NCBI's taxonomy places the organism in Eukaryota, Metazoa, Arthropoda, Malacostraca, Decapoda, Varunidae. Gene Ontology annotation, biological process: regulation of transcription by RNA polymerase II. The transcript has 6 exons.